AAUGGCCGCAAAGAGGUUUGUUUUCAUGGAGAGUCUUGGGGGUCUUUGGUCUUGGUAGAAUUUGCUAUUUUUAAUAAAGAAUACAAUAGAAAGUUAAUUUGUGAGUAUUAUUAUGAUUCAGAUUUUAGAAGAUAUUUAUAUAAAAUACGGAUUAUUGCAGUGAAGAAAGAUUUCAGAUGACAGAGGUCAGAAAUGAUCCAAAAUUCAAAAAAAUUCAAAUCUGUCAGCGCAGUCUGACGAGACUCGAGGGAAGUUCCCGAAGUCGUAUUCGUGCAGCAUCUUCGACGCUUUUUCUAGUCCUGGGUCCUACGCCCGCAUCUGUAGUUGCCGUCCAGUGCACACAGUCCGCGCCCGACUGUAGUGAACAACACUUGAUUUGUAUAAUAUAAGUGCGUCUUUUAUUGUGUGUGCGUGUACGUCCGUCCGCCCGCGUAGUGAAUGCUCGAAAACGGAGUGCGACUCUCGACCUAGUGAAUUUUUUCUAAAUCGAAAGGAGGCUCUGCGAAGUUAUUCGAACGCCCUUGCUUCAGGAAGUAUUUGGUUGUCGUCGACGCUCUCGCUGAUAUUUCACGGAGGUGGAAGCUGGUGGUUGUUUUGACCCGGGAGUAUUUUCUGAUUAGAAUGGUUGCGGGAGUCGCGCGCAUAGGUCGAAACCCUUAGCCGAGUGUUGCUGUUGUGCCAAAAUAAAUAGGCAUUGCCGCUGAGAACGUGUGCCAGGAGGUGCUGCAUGUUCAAGUGCCGAGAGCGAGUUAUUCGGGUAGUGUGUAAAAUUUUAGUGGACGAGCUAUGUCGAACUGCGACGCGCUAAUUCGUCGUCAUCGGGACCUAGGACGUCGUGCGCUUUGGCCAAGCAUCCCGGUGUUUUGAGAAGUCGUCGAACCCUACCUGGCACUCAGAAAACUCGCGAGAGAAGGCCCAGGUCCAGAUUCCCCGAAGACGAGACCGGAUGACCUCCCGACUGUGAUUUAGUCCCUCAUAAACUCCUCCCAUGUAACCUGACGCACCUGUCGCGGGUUUCUCGAGUCACCCUCCGCCGGCGAGACUCCUCGCCUACUUCGACUCCCUUGCCCGCCACAGGACGGGUUAUGUUUCCCACUUUCAUCGGUAUUCUAGACAUUCAAUCGUGGUGGGAGGUGCCGAGUAUAGCGCACUUCUGCUCCUUAUUUAGAGACGCCUUCAAUCUUCUGGACUUUGAUAUCGAGGACUUGGAAGAAGCUCUAUUAUCUGAUAGUGGCACGGAGGGUCAUCUUUUGCAGGAACUCAUUGUAAGGUUGCUGGAAGGCUGUUUGCCAAACGAUACUCGAAAUGAUAUCUCUACCUUUAACUAUCAGAUGUUUCUACGCAGACUUUUCCGCAAGAAAUGUCAGGAAUAUAAGUGCGAGAAUCCUUUUAAUACGGAUGUAGACUUUGAGCUGUUACCACUUCGUCAAAAGGUUGAGAUUCUGCGAGCGCUUUGUGACUUCAGACUCGACGCUGAAGACGUAGAGCAGUCCCUGAGUAACUUGGACUCUGAUAGUUUAAGAGUGGAACCAUUAGGUCAUGAUCGUAAGAAUUCUGCCUACUGGUAUUUCUACGGUACUCGAUUGUAUAGGGAGGAUUACGUCAAUAAUUCUAAUCCAUCCUCUCAAAAAUCGAAAGGUAAGCCAAAGGACAAAAAGCGCAAAAGACGACGGAACAGAGUGGCUGAAGAGGAAGAGGAGGAAGAGGAGACGAAGGAGGAAGAUAGCUUAGUCUACGAUCAAGAAGAUCGAGAAAGCAUCUGGCAAGUUGUCUGCUUCACUCAGCAGGACUGGAGUCGAUUAGUCGACAAGUUUAAAGACUCUGAACACGAUACGGAACAGAAACUUUACCGUACCCUUUCGGAAGAUUUCAUUCCUGAGAUACCUAAACUCUUUGAUCUGAAAGAGAAACAACAGAGGCGUAAACUUUUACAGCGCAGCAACUCUCGAGUUCUUCGCAGCCACGAAUCUGACCCUGACACAGACUCAGCUAUGGGUAGAACUAAAAUCAAAACGAAAGGAACUAAGGGGACAAAAAAGAGUGGGAGUCAUUCGUCGAAAAAUGCAGACACUGAAGAAGAAACGCCGAAGCCAAUCACACCACCUGUUCAGAAAAAGGGAAGACAGACUAAUAAUUCCUUGGCUUCUGCGGUUGGGCAAAUUGUGAUUGAAACAAGCGACCCGAUUGUUAACUUGGAACACAAUAAAGGAGGCGCACGAGCUAGUGGUAGUUAUUCUUCUUCGGGAUAUGGGUAUGGGUAUAGUCACAUUCCAUUUGGAAUAGAGGAAGAGGAACGACGUGUGGGGAUGCAUAAAGUUCUUGAGAGUGUCAAAGAUCAUGAUGAUGCCUGGCCCUUUAUCGAUCCUGUCGACGAGGAAUAUGCCCCGAGGUAUUACAGCGUCGUUCGAAAGCCGAUGGAUUUGAGUAAAAUGGAAGAGAAGCUCGAAAAUGGUUCUUACAAAAGCUUAAAUCAGUUUAAGAAAGAUUUUCGACUCAUCGUAGACAACUGCAGGCAAUACAAUGGUUCCGAGAACGAGUACACAGAAAUGGCCGUUGUUCUCAAAGAAGUUUUCGAAAGGGCUAUGGAUCGAUAUCUAGACUCUGAACCAUCAAGCGAAGAAGAUUCGUCGUCGCAUGUGUCUCUGCCAACUGCUUCACCUGCUUAUCCCCAAAAGGCAGUUUCAUCCCCCUCUCCGGAACGCAAUCAACGAAAGCGUUCUCGUAAGUCGAGUAAGAAAUCUAAAUCAGGUAAAUUCAGUAAACGAGCGAAGCAGAAAAAUUAUAAAGAAGACUCCUCGAAAGAUGAAAUGGAUUCUGAUGUGGUGAAGAGUAAGAAGAUCAAGAAGAAGUCAAAAAGGAAGAAGGAAGUGAAGGUUGAAGAGGAAGAGGAAGAAGAGGAUGAGAAGGAAGUUGAGAGCGAUGGUGCAAUAUCUGAUGUUAGUGUGAUAAAGUCCAAGCGGAAAAAGCAUACAGAGGUAGAUAAAUUAGUGUCAAAAGAUAAGAAAGUAUCCUCUAAAGAGGAGAAGAUCGAAGAUGCGAAGAAGAGUAGCAGAAAAAGUGGAAGGGAACUUCGGCAUGAGAAGCAUGGCAAAGAUACGAAAGAAUCCAAGGAGUCAAAAGAAAAUAGGAAGAGGAAAGACGAUUUUGAGGAAGACUAUGCUAUCGAUAUUCCAAAGAGUAAAAGCAGGAAAAUCGAGAAACAAGAUACUAAAGAUUCAGAGUCUUUGGUAGAGAGAAUGAAGAAGGCUAAGCAGAAAAGAGGUGAAUCUCCAGAAAAAGUUAAGCCGAUAGAUGAUAUUGAUUGUAUGUCUCCGUCUCCGAAAGGAAAGAAGAAUCGCAAAAAAGAUAAGAAAGUGUCAGAGCCUGUCUACGAGAGCGAUGAAAAACCAGAGGAAAAGAGUAGAACCAAAGAAAAAGAGAAAAAGAAGAAGAGUGAAGAGAAUUUGAAGAACGGCGGGUUAAAAAAUGAAUUCGAAUCGAGAGAUAUUGUUGAGCGGAGUGCUGAAAAAACGGAAACUAUUACAAAGAAACUUACGUCCCUGGUGAACGACAAGGAUUUGGAGGAUGUGAAUUGUUUGGAUAGCUUAAAAGAUAGAAUCAGUGAAAGGCGGAGGGAAGAAAAGUUAAGGCUGGAGCGAGAAAAACAAAAGAAAUCUAAAGACGGUAGCUUUAGUGCGUCUACAAAAAAAGUGCCUUCUAAUGGUAGUACGCUUCACGAUAGUGAUAAAGUAAACUUGAAGCGAGGAAAAUCCAAAAAAAUUGCAAAAGAGGAAAAAUCACCUGGGAGCAGCUCCAAGUUGCAAGAACCGGAAGUAAAUGAGCCGAAGAAAAUCAAAACAUCACAAGCCAAACAUGGUAAGAAGAGAGAGGAGAGUCCUGCGAUUCAAGCAUUGAAUCAAGCCACCGAGCAAACGCUUAACGAUAUCAACAAGUGGCUAGACGAUGCACCGCGUUUGUCUGAAUUUUCUUCAGGCAGUGACUCGCCUGUACUUCAUCCUUCGACCAGUGAUUCCGCUCGAUCAAGUGCAAAACCUGAUGCAUCGCGGAAGCGACCAAAUUCGAUGAAACUCUUUGGAUCUCACCCACCUUCGAGACCGAAAAAGGUUCAACGGACUAUCGAUCGUUUGCAGCCAGGCAAGAGCAAAGGCAACUUAUUACUAAAGAAGCCUCUCAAUUUGCCAAGUGGAAGCACAAGCGACACGAUCGUUCAUCAAACAACGACUGACACUGAUAAACCAAAACGAGAGCCGAAAGAUGAACCAAAGUUAAGCCUGGGAUCAGUUCUCAAAAAUACAGAUUCAAUGCAGUCCUUCUGCAAGAAUUUAGUUUCAUCGCCUAAUCCUAAUUUAUCAAACGAGGAUGAUGAAGACGAUAAUUUCAAUGGAUUAUCUGUGCCAUCUUCAGCCGUAAACGAAGAAAAGGGCAAAGAACCCUCGCCAACAUCUACAGCUACUGAAGAGCUCAAAGAAAAUCCUCCUUCCACUGAGGACUCACAAAAACCAAAAUCUGCCACGCCAAAUCUCAGUGCCUGGUUUAAAGCCUUUGGAGCCCCGAAGUCGAAGAAAAAGGACGAGGAGGUUGAAGAGGCACCAGUUAAUCCCAAGAAAGAAACUGAAGUACCAGAAUUAGUUCCUUCCAGACAAAGGCGCGUCAGUACUGGUGGCAGCAGUGUUAGCGAGUCUGUUUCAAGUUUCUCUCAAGAAUCACCACCUGCUCGAUCAGUUCGUUCACCCCAGAAUCCACAAAUUCUAAUAGCCGCCAACGAACCACCGAUCAGAGGCGCGGGAUUUUAUCAAGAUGCAUUAUCUACUGGAAGUAGUCCCUACAACAGUCCGUUUUACGCUACUCCUCCCAGAUACAGUGCUCAACUUCCGCCCACUCCAUCUCCUCAAAAUCAUCCUCUAUCCCCAGCUUAUCCAUCCUCUACAGCCUUCGAACAAUCCCCCCUCUACUCUCAAAACAAUCACCAGAAUUUUCAAAAAGCCUCGCCACAAGCUAGUCCCAGUGAACCAUUCCGACAAUUAUCUCCUUCAUUCCCACAAGCAUCCCCUCAAAACCCGUUUCCUCAAAAUUCUCCUCAGAAUACACCCUUUCCUCAAAAUCAAUCACCCGUUUAUCCACAGCAAUCUCCGCAGUCUAUACACUCGCCCUAUCCUCAACCUUCACCACAAGCUCCACCUUCCAAUUAUUCCCAACCUUCUCCGCAACAACCACCAACUCCCGGAUAUUCUCAACCCUCUCCUCAACAACCUGCCUCGAAUUAUUCCCAACCAUCCCCACAAACUGUUAACUAUUCACAACAGUCACCUCAGCAACAACAUUCCCCCUACUCACAACCUUCACCACAACCUCUUCCCACCUAUUCCCAACCUUCCCCUCAGCAACAACACUCUCCUUACUCGCAACCAUCAACUCCUCAGACUCCGAAUUAUUCCCAAGUCUCACCUCAACCACCUGCGAAUUAUUCACAACCUUCUCCUCAACCUCCAGCGAAUUAUUCUCAACCUUCUCCUCAACCUCCAGCGAAUUAUUCUCAACCUUCUCCUCAACCUCCAGCGAAUUAUUCUCAAUCUUCUCCUCAACCUCCAGCGAAUUAUUCUCAACCUUCUCCUCAACCUCCAGCGACCUAUUCUCAACCUUCCCCUCAGCCUCCAGCGAAUUAUUCUCAACCUUCUCCACAAACUGCAGCGAAUUAUUCUCAACCUUCUCCUCAACCUACAGCUACUUUCUCCCAACCAUCGCCCCAACCCCCCUCUACUUUCUCCCAACCUUCGCCGCAACCCCCCGCUACUUUCUCCCAACCUUCACCCCAACCUCCACCGAGUUAUCCUCAAACCUCACCUCAAGCACCGAGCACUUACUCUCAACCAUCGCCUCAAUCUCGAAACUACUCUCAGCCCUCGCCUCAGCAGAACUUUUCUAAGCGUUCCCCGCAACCUCCAGCCAACUAUUCGCAACCGUCACCUCAAAAUGCGACUUACUCUCAACCCUCGCCUCAAGCGACUUAUUCUCAACCUUCGCCACAAAAUGCUGCAUAUUCUCAACCUUCACCACAGCAGCCAACCUACUCGCAACCCUCGCCACAACAACCACCACCAAAUUACUCUCAACCAUCUCCACAAGCACCCACGAAUUAUUCGCAGCCUUCGCCUCGGAGUUACUCGCAUCCAAGUCCGCAAGCUCCAGUUCAGAGUACGAAUUCGAAUUUCUCACAACCUUCUCCCCAGCCGAAUGCGAGUUUCAAUCCACCGAUCAAAAACACCGAGGACUACAGUCGAACCUCUAGUACCUAUGCACCGAACUUCAAACAAAGUCAAGCAUAUCUGCAAACUUCGACUUCUUUACCAGAGACUGAUAGAAGAUCUGAUUAUAUCAAGUCGGAGGAUAAGCCUCAGGAGCAGCAGCGAGCCUUUCCUCAAGAGUCAGCCUUGGGAUUGAAUCAUCAAAACUUCCAAUCGAGUCAGUAUUCCUCUACCUACGGAAAUAAUUUCUCUCAUAGUGAAAGAGUCGCAGGGCAGAGUGCAGAAAUUCAUAGGCCUUCGCCUGGCAUGAACCAGGAACAGCAGAUCGUUCAACAAAGGUCUGUUCAAUCUCAAGAUCAGCAGCUUCUCAGUUUUCAACAGAAUCUGUCUCACGAGGCGCUUUACCAAACUGGUUUUCAAGCUCCACCUUAUCCGAUGACGAAUGCUUCCCACAGACCGAUGUACCCAAGCACUCACUACUUCGACACGAGUGGAGUCGCAGGUUCUACAAAAGGUGGGGUUUCGAACCCUAGCAAUAACCUAGCUCCAGUUAAGAAGAGAAUGUACAACGAGCCAACGUCGAGCGACUCUUCUCGAAGUCUUCCCCAGGAAUCACGAUCAAGUCAAGAACAAUUUAGCUUUGAUGCAAUGAUGGCCCUUUCGCAAUCCGAGGCUGCCUCCGUGAGUCAGUUUGACAGUGCCUAUGUCGGUACCCUGGCUGACACAGUUGCCUCGAAUCCUGCCUAUGCGAGACUAGGACUAGGACUAGUUGGUCGCACCACCAAAGAACAACAGCAACUCCUCACGAUUCCUCGACCUCCGGCGAAACCUGACCCUCUUUCCUACGCUCGAGGUUCCACUUCCGGAAAUCCUGAACUAGAUUUGAACCUUCUUCAGAGUCUGCAGAAUGCUGCAGCGAAGAACUCCCAGGGGAUGCUUUCUAUGUCGCGACGCGAACCAACAACAAGCGUCCCUCCUACACCGACGACUAAAACGAAGAAGGGCAGGAAAAGCAAACAAGCCGCUGCAGUCAAUCUGGAACAAGCGCAAAGCAGCACAGGAAUUCCUAGUUUUCCACAAUACUCUGGAGCUCCGGAUUCUCUCAGUUUGAAAAAUCCGGGAAUUCCUCCACCGGGUGGAAGUGCUUUUAACUUUGCCUCGACUGCUGGUGCAGCUAACAGCUCGUCUUUUUAUGAGAAGGAUGCAUCUGCCGCCGCCGCUGCUUAUGUUUUUCUUGACGAAUUCCGGAAUCCUAAUAGCUAUUAUAGUAUGGCUUUUAGGCAGCAACAGCAACAACAGCAGCAGCAACAGCAGCAGCAACAACAGCAACAACAACAAGCGACUCCUGUCACUGAUGCGAAUCAACAGGCUUGUAAUAAAUUGACUAAUCAACUGCCUAGGAAUUAUCCAUCCCAUCCGUUCCUUCAUGCACAGAGAUCUGCUGCUUAUGGGCCAUCGGUGCCAACUUAUGUUACACCGCAUGGACCAAAUCUUGGGGUGGAUCCAUUUCAACAAUAUCUGCAUUCUCUCUACGCUCUCCAACCACCGCCUCAUCAUCACAGGUCGUCCUGGCUCUAGCCGACGAGAUCGGUUUGAGUGCAAGUUUUUGCAAGUGGAGACUGCUUAUAAAUAAAAUAGGAGCUUCAUUUUUUGAGAUUCUUCGCCGGUUGCAAUGAUCUCUUGUUGACUCUUUUAUGUGGAAAUUAUCACAUCACGGCAUUUUUGUUAGUUAGAGGCUAUUCUAGGUUUUGGUCUGGUAUUCUCUCUGAGAUUUUCGGGAUUUUUUAUAGAAUCGAAUCACCCAUUUUUGGUGAAUGAUGAUAAUGAAUAUUAUAUGUAUUAAACUUUGGUAUUUAACUACCAAAAGCUAGAAAUAAGGGGAAAUUUUCAGAAAAAUUUGGGGAUCGGGUUCUUGAGUCUGAGUCGAUGAAGAAGUUUUUUUUUAUAAAAGUGUACAAAUUUUAGGUUUUGAAUAUUUAAAGGGAAAUAAGGCUGUUUUGCAAUGGCUUAAAAUUUUAAAUCUAUGAAUGUUUAUUAAGCAAUAAUGUGAGUAUGGUUUCCUUUAUAUUUCAAGAUAUAUUUCUUUUGAUAAAAAGUAAAGCUUUUCGAAACAAUUUCAAACUAAUUAUUCUUAUACUUUUUUCUAUUUGUAUUGAAGUUUGUCAAAUUGACGAUAUUUAAUUGAAAUUUAAUAUUUCUUGUGAAUGUGCUUUAAAAAUAUUAUUAUUAUUAUAUCAAAUUGUACAAAUUUACGAAGUUUGUAGACAAAAUUACCUUGUAGUUUUUUUUCACAAUGUAAAAAAAUUUGUAACUUUUUAAUAGUCUUAAUUGGUAUAGCUUCGGAAUGAAAAAUAAGAAUUAAAAUGAAACAUU
Messenger RNA from Belonocnema kinseyi, 8615 nucleotides. RefSeq names its product serine/arginine repetitive matrix protein 2-like. The record is from RefSeq and is a predicted model, not a curated record. Bases 1086 to 7820 code for a protein of 2244 amino acids. The transcript has 10 exons. Gene Ontology annotation, cellular component: CERF complex. Lineage: Eukaryota; Metazoa; Arthropoda; Insecta; Hymenoptera; Cynipidae. Gene Ontology annotation, biological process: chromatin remodeling. Gene Ontology annotation, molecular function: protein binding.